AUGACGAUCGUUAACCUCGACCCGACCAGCCUGAAAUUCGGCAUCUUCUCGAAGGAUGAUAUCCUAAAAAUUAGCAUUAUGAAAGUGCUCCUGCCACGCUCGUUUGAUGAUAUGGGGCUUCCUGUACGAGGUGGCUUGUACGAUCCUAUUAUGGGCCCGACCGCGUUUGGCGAAAUCUGUACCACUUGCACCCGUAAUUUUGCCGUUUGCGAAGGCCAUUUCGGUCACAUCGAAAUUGAUCUGCCCGUGUAUAAUCCUUUCUUCGUGCAAACGUUACACGCCCUUCUGCGUAGCAGUUGCAUGUCCUGUGCGCGGUUUCAGCUGAAACAUGAAGUGAAAGCAUUGGUUGAACUUCAGCUCCGCUUAGUAGAUGCGGGUUACAUCGUCGAGGCGGAGGAAGUUGAUGUUUUCAAAUCACAACUGCAAAACAACGCUACAGCCGAAAUUCCGGGUGAAAUAAAAUACUACGAGGAAUUACUUCUCAAUGAACCCUACAAUAAAUUGGGAGAUACGAAGCUCUCCAUCGGCAUAAGAACGGACAUCGUUAAUAGUGCUCUAAAGAAAGCACUAAAAUGUUGUAUGCACUGCACUAAACCGAUACAAAAGGUUAGAAUGUCGGAAGGAAAGCUAGCGAUUCGCUGGUCGCAAGCAGAUAAACAAAACUUUUAUAAAGACAAAGGGGAAGAAAAACCCAACGAUGAGCAAAUGAAAGCCUCGAACGAGGUUAUAAUUGCUCGAGAAUGUCAAAUGUUCCUUCGGAAACUUUACGAGGCGGAUGGCACGCUUAUGGACUUGCUCUUCCCGAUGCUAUCGUCGAAGAAGCAAACCCAACAAUAUCCAACUGACAUUUUCUUUAUGGAAGUCAUUCCCGUUCCUCCGCCGAAAGUUCGUCCUGUACGUCGUUCAGAACGUGGGAAAAGGACUAUGGUUGUCGAACACCCACAGUCGGUGCUGUUGCGAGACGUUCUACUAGCAAACAGCACCGUGCGGGCAAUUCUAGUAACGAACAAGCAACAUGCUGAAUCCGAAGAGACGAUACCAGAGGCGUUGUUAAGCAGCAUGAAGCGCGUCUGCGAAGUAACCAAGGGUGAGACAGUACACGAAAAAUUGUAUCACGCCUGGUACCAACUGCAGACAAAUGUCGAUUCCCUGCUGGACGCAAAUCAAGCGAAAAAGAACACGACAAAGGAACAGUUUGGAUUGAAACAAUUGAUUGAGAAAAAGUCCGGCCUAAUACGAAUGCACAUGAUGGGCAAGCGCGUUAAUCACGCCGCUCGUACCGUCAUUACUCCAGAUCCCAAUAUUGGUAUCGAAGAGAUCGGUAUACCGAUACGAUUCGCCAAGAAGCUCACCUACCCCGUGCCAGUGACACCCUGGAAUGUGACGGAACUGCGCCAAUGGGUACAGAAUGGUCCGGACGUCUAUCCCGGUGCGAACAUGAUCGAAGAUACCAACGGACGGGUAAGCAAAAUUCCCGCCAACAAUGCCACCCAACGGAUGUCACUGGCUAAAACAUUGCUAACUCCCCACGGAGCUGAUGAUAGUGGGGAUGAUUCGAUUAAGAUUGUUCACCGGCAUCUACAAAACGGUGAUAUCCUGUUGCUUAAUCGUCAGCCGACACUGCACAGGCCGAGUAUAAUGGCACACCGGGCAAAGAUCCUUGCGGGUGAAAAGAUUUUCCGUCUGCACUAUUCGAAUUGCAAAUCGUACAAUGCCGAUUUCGAUGGUGAUGAAAUGAACGCUCACUUGCCGCAGAAUGAAGUGGCACGAGCCGAAGCGUAUGGGUUGGUGGCAGUACCGCACCAGUACUUGGUUCCGAAGGAUGGUACACCGCUUGGUGGUUUGAUUCAGGAUCAUAUCGUGUCGGCCGUAAAGCUGUUCAUCCGGGGAAAGUUUUUCAAUCGGGAGGAUUAUCAGCAGCUGGUCUAUCAAGCGCUGAGCAACCACAAAGGUGAUAUUGAGCUUUUACCACCAUCGAUCCUGAAACCAGUUCGUUUGUGGUCUGGCAAGGAAAUUAUAUCGACCAUCCUCAAAAACGUCAUUCCCAAAGGCCAACCUUACAUUAAUAUGACGGGAAAAGCAAAACUUGGUAACAAGCAUUGGCAAAUAGUGCCUCCCCGUCCCUGGCAGUAUGGAGGAUCACCGUUGAAUGAUUCCGAGCUCUCCGAAUCGGAGGUGAUUAUCAGACAGGGAGAACUUUUAUGUGGAAUUCUCGAUAAGAAUCACUUUGGUGCUACGCCGUACGGUUUGAUUCAUUGCAUGUACGAAUUAUAUGGCGGUGUAUGCUCAACUAGCCUGUUGUCUUCGCUUUCGCGACUGUUUACCUACUAUCUACAGUGGGAAGGGUUCACUCUUGGCGUGAGAGAUAUCUUAGUUCAAACGAAAGUGGAUAAAAAGCGAUCGAAAAUAAUUCAAGAAUGUCGUGAAACAGCGGGCCAGAAGGCGGCAGCCGCAGCCCUCGAGCUCCCUACAGACGUUUCCCGCGAGGAACUCACGAAACGUAUGAUGGAGGCGUACGUUAAGAAUCCUAACUUCCGAGCAAUCCUCGAUCGGAAGUAUAAAACCGUGCUCGACUCUUACACCAAUCGGAUCAAUAAUGCGUGCCUUCCGGAAGGAUUGGUUAGCAAGUUUCCGGCGAAUAACCUUCAGCUAAUGGUACAAUCUGGAGCCAAAGGAUCCACCGUGAACACAAUGCAGAUAUCUUGCCUGCUCGGGCAGAUCGAGCUCGAAGGUAAGCGACCGCCAUUGAUGCUGUCGGGUCGCUCACUGCCGAGUUUUGCGUAUUUUGAGACUUCCCCCAAAUCGGGUGGGUUCAUCGACGGACGCUUUAUGACGGGCAUUCAACCGCAAGACUUCUUCUUCCACUGCAUGGCUGGUCGCGAGGGUCUGAUCGAUACGGCCGUCAAGACGAGUCGUUCGGGAUAUCUUCAGCGCUGCUUGGUGAAGCACCUCGAGGGCCUUUCGGUGCACUACGAUAUGACUGUGCGAGAUAGUGACGGAAGCGUGAUACAGUUUAUGUAUGGUGAAGACGGCAUGGACAUCGGGAAGGUACAGUUUAUCGGGAAUGAAAAACAAAUGCACUUUCUCGAUCAGAAUCGAGACGUGAUUGUGCCGAAAGAGAUUCUGGAGAAACUGACGCAGAGUAGCGAUCAGGAUCCAUUGAAAGAUGCCUUGAAGAACCAUAUUAAACGAGCGAAACGCUGGACGAAGCGUAACGAAGGGCUGACGUUGCAGAAGAGGACCCCGUCAGCCUUUACAGUAUAUUCAGCGGAAGCAGCAGAAUCCACCCUGGCAAAGGUUUCCGAUCCAAGCAAGUUGAAAAACUCCGGCCGCACGAAGCUAACGCAAAAGAUGCUUCAACGCUGGAGAAAAAUGAACGACAGCUCGAAACAGGAGUACGUUGAAAAAACACCGCGCCGUCCAGAUCCGGUAGCUGGCGUUUUUCGUCCCGAUGCUCAUUUUGGUGUACUAUCGGAGCGAAUAGAAGAGCUCGUGCGUAAAUACAAGAGAUCGCAUCGAAAACACAACAAUAUCGAAGAGCUGAUGCAGGUGAAGAGUAGUUCUUCAUUGGUCGCUCCUGGCGAGCCGGUUGGAGUGCUAGCGGCUCAAUCGAUUGGUGAACCAUCGACGCAGAUGACACUCAACACGUUUCACUUUGCUGGACGUGGAGACAUGAACGUGACCCUCGGCAUUCCGCGUUUGCGUGAAAUCCUUAUGACGGCCUCGGCCAGCAUUAAGACUCCGUCGAUGGAAAUUCCAUUUCUGCCGCAUCGGAAAGCGCAUCGAUUGAAUGCCGUAGCCGAUAAGCUGAGAAAAUCGCUCAAUCGCGUCACCGUUUCGGACGUACUGGAAAAUAUUCAUGUGCAAUCAAAAUUAGUGUUGAACCCAUCGCGCGGAAUGCGGCACACAAUUCGUUUCAAUUUCCUGCCCCAUGAUGCAUUCGAGCACGAUUAUUGCGUAACUCCCAAGAUGAUCAUAUCGCACAUGUCGCGGAAAUUUUUCAAAUUAAUGUUCAAUGCCAUUAAGAAAGCAGAAGCAGAAAAAAAUGUGCUAGUUGAAAACGAAAAUAUUCCAGUGAAAAAGCGGAAAGGAAAAUCUGAUUUUGAGACCGAGGACGAUAAAGAGUUGGAUUCGAUGGAACUUGGUGAGGAUAACGGUAAGGAUAAUCGCAACGCAGCGUUAUCCGAUAGUGACAGCGAUUCAGAUGGCAACGCUAGCGAUCCGGAUGCCGAUGCGACAGAUUCUCGGAAAAAGAGCAGAAAAUCCGAUAAUCACGCGUAUGACGAUGACAACGAGGAUGAUGAAGGCGACAAACCUCAGUCGGAUGAAAGCGAUGAAGAUAGCAACGACGAUCAGCCGAGUCCGAGUGCAGAUGAUUUGAACAAAACGGAAGAAGAUCAAGAAGCGCUUAUUGAAGAAUAUGAACAAGAGCAAGAAAAGGCACUAGAGCUUUCCUCGAACAAUGCUGCUUCCGAUGGGAAUUUAAAUGAAGCGCAAGAAAAUAUGAUUAUAAAGCAAGUGUCGCGCGAUGCGAAGAUGUUCAAGUUCGACAAGGUGAAUUACCAGUGGUGUCAGAUCACGCUGGAGAUGACGCUCAAGCUAAAGGAUGUAGAUUUUACAAAGCUGUUUCGCGAGGUGGCACGCAAAUCGGUUAUUUGGGAAGUACCAUCCAUUAAGCGCGCCAUCACCUACAUGCAGAAAGAUCAGUUGUAUCUUAAAACAGAAGGAAUUAAUAUGGCAGCUAUGACAGCACACGCUAAAAUUCUUGAUCUAAAUCGGCUAUACACCAACGACAUCCACGCAAUGGCCAACCGUUAUGGUAUCGAAGCGGCUUUACGCAUAAUUGUAAAGGAAAUUCAGAACGUGUUUAGCGUGUACGGUAUCGUGAUUGACCCCCGGCAUCUUCUGCUGGUGGCAGAUUAUAUGACAGCGGAUGGAACGUUCAAAGCCAUGAGUCGCAAGGGAAUGGAACACUCGGUCUCGCCGUUACAACAGAUUUCCUUUGAAUCAUCGCUGCAGUUCUUGAAGAGUGCAAUGCUUAAGGGAACAGGCGAUGCCUUAGAAUCGCCCUCAUCAGCUCUGAUGGUAGGUCAACCGUGCAAGAUAGGUACGGGUUCGUUUUCUCUUUAUUCGUCAGCAUUAAAAGACUUCGUCGAAUCGGACGGCAAAGGUGUAAAAUGUUAGAGAAUGCAGUGAAUGUUUGAUACAUGAUUUAUGUAAAUGGA
This is a messenger RNA of Anopheles nili, 5225 nucleotides long. RefSeq names its product DNA-directed RNA polymerase I subunit RPA1 (gene RpI1). The transcript is spliced from 7 exons. Gene Ontology annotation, biological process: DNA-templated transcription. NCBI's taxonomy places the organism in Eukaryota, Metazoa, Arthropoda, Insecta, Diptera, Culicidae. The record is from RefSeq and is a predicted model, not a curated record. The coding region runs from base 1 to 5184 and encodes 1727 amino acids. Gene Ontology annotation, cellular component: RNA polymerase I complex. Gene Ontology annotation, molecular function: DNA-directed RNA polymerase activity; DNA binding.